AUGCCCGAUGGCUCUUUGGACACGUACAAUGGGGAGCAACCAGCUAAGGAGUGGUUCCAUCUCAAGGAGAGGCAAAAGUCGUUGCAUAUGAAUGCUGUUGGUAUGAUUGAUGAGGGCGCCUUUCUGGACCGUUGGUGCUCCAUUGUCCUCUCGCCCACGCAGGGUUGGUCUGUUGACGACAGGCCAGCCUGUAAGCGUGUUGUUGAGACACUGGAGGAAUUCGCUAAAAA
This is a messenger RNA of Perkinsus marinus ATCC 50983, 230 nucleotides long. RefSeq lists its product as hypothetical. NCBI's taxonomy places the organism in Eukaryota, Perkinsozoa, Perkinsida, Perkinsidae. The record is from RefSeq and is a predicted model, not a curated record. The transcript is spliced from 2 exons. The annotation marks the transcript as partial.